Messenger RNA from Gopherus evgoodei (Goodes thornscrub tortoise), 756 nucleotides. RefSeq names its product clarin 1 (gene CLRN1). Lineage: Eukaryota; Metazoa; Chordata; Testudines; Testudinidae. The transcript has 3 exons. Gene Ontology annotation, biological process: sensory perception of sound; equilibrioception. Bases 1 to 756 code for a protein of 251 amino acids. The record is from RefSeq and is a predicted model, not a curated record.
AUGCCAGCCCAACAGAAGAAAGUCAUAUUUUGCAUAGCUGGGGUGUUAAGCUUUGCUUGUGCUCUAGGCAUUGCAGCAGCUAUCGGAACUCAGUUAUGGAUUAAAGGAAAAAUACUGUGCAAAACUGGAGCUCUGCUUGUCAACGCUACAGGACCAGAACUGGAGAAGUUUAUUGGUGAAAUUCGGUAUGGGCUUUUCUAUGGGGAGCGUGUUAGACAAUGUGGGCUAGGAGGGAGACCUUUUCGAUUUUCAUUUUUUCCAGAUUUGCUCAAAAUUAUCCCUGCAAGUAUCCAUGUAAGUGUCAUUCUCUUCUGUACAGUACUGAUAGUCUUUGCUCUGGUGGGAACAGGUUUCUUCAUGUACAAUGCAUUUGGCAAUCCCUAUGAAACUCUGCAUGGUCCAGUAGGGUUAUAUCUUUGGAGCUUCAUUUCAUAUUUAUUGUUGGGAAAUUCUUGGAGCAGUGAUGUUUCUUGUUCUAUUUCAGGUUCUUGCAGUUGUCUCAUCAUGAUACUAUUUUCUUCAGAAGUGAAAAUUCACCACCUCUCUGAGAAAAUUGCAAAUUACAAAGAGGGAAGUUUCAUCUUUAAAACUCACGAUGAACAAUUUCAGGAUUCAUUCUGGAUCAUCCUGGUUUGCUCCUUAGUGCACUUUCUGAAUGUUUUGCUAAUACGGCUUGCUGGAUUUGAAUUUCCUUUUUCAAAAUCUAAAGAGUCAGAGACAACAACAACUACUGGAGCAGUUGAUCUCAUGUACUAG